AUGUCGAUGAAGAUCUCCUCCAAAAACAUGAUCAAAUACCUGUCUUUGGUGGUCGGUAUCCUGGUCAUGUCCCUCUCCGGCUCCCUCUUCUCCUUUGCCUCCAUCUCGACCGACCUCAAGGCCCGCUUCGGUUUUAGCUCCUCCAACAUCAAUCUGCUCUCCGCCAUCGGUGAUACCUCUAUGUAUGUCGGUUUCCUCAUCGUUGGUCCCAUCUUCGACCACUAUGGUGAACGCUGGACCAUGAUCACCGCCUCUGUCCUCACCUUCCUUGGUUACGGAGGCAUGUACAUUGCCUAUGCCAAGGCAUGGGGUGGUCUUGGUUUCCUCAUGGUCCUCUAUUGUCUUGCCGGUGUUGCCUCCACUGCUGGAUACCUAGCCGCGCUUGCAGCCAACAUGGCCAACUUCCCAGCCUCAACUUCAGGUACCGUCUCGGGUAUCCUCCUCGCCUUUUUCGGACUCUCCGCAACAUUGUUCUCCCAGAUCAAGACUCACCUCUUCUCGGGUCACGAUGAGGUUGCCGAUCCUAACUCGACCCUCAAGGGCACCAAGGCCACCCAGAAUUUCUUGCUCUUCUUGACUAUCAUCACUACCGCCAUCUACCUCAUCGGCGCCGUCUUCAUGGUCAAGAUCAAAAAGCCCGUCAUCAAGGCCCUCGACUCAGGCCCAUCCUCCAACUCCACCGUCAAUAGCUCCUCGGACAUUGAAAAGGCCGCCGCCGCUGCUGCUGCUGCUGCUGCCACAAUCCCGGCUGCCACCGUUGGAUCCACUCCCAUCCAAGCCUUGUCCCGUAGCACCACAUUCACUCCCUCGAUGAAGAACGGCCGCGAGGGUUGGAACAACUCAAGCACCACCCUUGACAAGGAAUCCGUGGCCCCUCGCACCGCUCAUCACCUCCCUGGCGAUGCCAUCCUCGAGUCGACAGCCCCUGCGCUGAUAGCCCCCAGCAGCAACGGCGGCAUCAUCACCACCACCGAUGUCUCCAAGACCUGGUUCAACCCCUACCUAACCUCGAUCGACAUGAAGCCUAAGGCCCUUCUGGUCGAAUCCACCUUUUGGUUCUUUGUCAUCGCCCAAGUCUCCCAGCAAGGCUUCUCCUACAUCAACAACGUCGACUCUAUCGUUCACGCCGUCCUCGACCCCCUGGACCCCUCCACAGUCACCCGCGCCGUCUCCCUGACCGGUCUCCACGUCACCCUGAUCUCCAUCGGCAACUGUCUCGGUCGUCUGGCCUCGGGUAUCCUCUCUGACUGGGUCAUCAGCCGCUACCGCAUCUCCCGCUCCAUCUUCUUCUUCAUCUCCGAGAUCCUGAUCCUCAUCCCCUUGAUCAUCAUGGGCUUCUCCACCGGCAUCGUCUCUAUGCCUCUCCUCAUUAUUAGCUCCUGCCUCAUCGGUGCCACCUACGGAGCCACCGGCGCCCUCUUUGCCUCCAUGACCCGCGACUUUUUCGGUGACACCUACUACGGCACCAACUGUGGAAUGGUCAUGGUCCUCAACGGUUUCAACCCCAUCAUCGCCAACCAGAUCUAUGGUGUCUUCUACGACCGUGCCGCCAAGAAAAUGGACCCCACUCACGAGUCCCAGUCCUCGGAGGACCAUAUGACCUGCUUGGGCAGUGCCUGCUACGACUCUGGUUUCAAGAUCGCCUCCCUCCUCCAGGUCGUCUGUGUCGUUGCCGCUGGUCUUCUUUUCUGGGCCCAUAUGCGCAAGGGCCGCAAGCUCAUGCAGCAGAACAUGGCCUGA
Linnemannia hyalina is the source of this 1740-nucleotide messenger RNA. The record is from the annotation of a GenBank genome assembly. Lineage: Eukaryota; Fungi; Mortierellomycota; Mortierellomycetes; Mortierellales; Mortierellaceae.